UUAAUGUUAACGUUCACUUCACUUACUUUAUAUAUGUUAUAGCAAAAGGAUUACAUGUGGGAUAAUAUACUUGCACAUUACGCAGAUACGCAUUAUGGCACAAGCCACACAAACACUCAGAUGUGAUAGUUAUAAAUGGAUCCUGCUUUUGACUGCUACAGCAGUGACUAUGAUUGAUUUUGGUCUGGUGUUUUCUUUCGGUGCCAUGUUUGUUACAAUGAUGGAGACCUUUCAAACAGAUCGUGCUGCAACAGCAACUGUACAGUCCAUUCUUAUUGGAGUUACACUGGGUUUUGGUGCAGUCAGUGGAGUCAUCAUUUCUAAAGUAGGACUACCAGUAGCAACGUUUGUAGCGAGCCUGCUGGUUCCAUUGGGGUUUUGCAUAUCAUUCUUUGCUAAAGAGGUUGUGUUUAUCUAUUUCACCAUUGGAGUUGUGUCCGGUAUGGUUUUUUUCUAUUGUCAUUUCGAACAUUCAUUAUAUUAUAUGCAAUAUAAAUUAGAAUAUUAAGAUAGUAAUUUUUCUGGGUUACACGCAGUGUGACUACUGCUCAAAGAACUCAAAUUCGGAUAAGUUUUUUUCUGAUAUGUAUAUAUAGAAGAUAAAGAUUAAACCAAUUUUACUUUAGUUGACGUUAACGUAACUUAAAAUGUUCAUGUUUUGCUGCCAAGUGUGGGAUCCUACAUCGCAACCUAUCCGGAAUAAUUUUAAUGUCUCUCCAUUAUCGAAAUGCAUUAAACUUCACUUAUAACAAACAUGGUUAUAACGAAUUUCCUGUUAUACGGAUCAACUUCAUACAUGUUUGUCCUGAUUUUCGCCAUUCUUUGUUCUAUGUGAAAUAUAAUGACUGUAGUGAACAUAACUGCAACGAAUUAUCGGAUAAAAGGUACAUAUUUACGUGUCCAAAUUUUAAAAAUUUAGCGAAUCCCGCGAGGAUGAUCAGAACUUUUAGUUAAGCAUGUCAUAUGCUAUUGAGUAUUGAUUGGAUUUUAUUUAUCAUAUUUGCUGCAAACUUGCGAUCGUAGUAUGAUUUAUAACUUUAAUAGUGUUUGGUGGAGCAUAAAAUCAUACCAGUAACAUCUCAAUAUAAUCAUGCGAGAUCAAUAAAUUGUACCUGUGCUGUUAUAGAUCUCGAAAAACUGUUUCAUUCAAACGUUUGAAGAUGCAAAGUGAAUGUUAUAAAUCUUGUCGCGUAUAAGCGUUUUGGUAUUUUUUGGUGACGAGAAACUAAAACGAAGCGAGCCCUAAUCUGCAUUUUCUUUAAAAGGUAACCUGACUAUUCUUUGAAUCCAAUACACACGUCCACACAUUCUGCAUUGGGGGCUUGUUACUUUUAUGGAAAAAUGAAUCAGAAUUUAUACAAAAUUAGUGAAAUAAAAUAGAGUCAAAAUUAUAACGGAUAAGGUCAUGAGUAUAGGUAUCGCGCAGUAUUAUGGCGUUUUGAAAUGUAAACAAACAAAGGAAUAACAUACGAUUAAGUCCAUUAACAGCGUUUCCAACGCGAACACCAAUUACUUGUUGGCCGAGCGGUAGCGCGUUCCGUUUAAUACUUUUUCGUCGGGAGUUCGAUUCCCAAUACCCGUAUAUUUUUCAUUUAUUUAAAAAACAAACUGUAUAUAAUUUUUUAUUUUUCAAUAAUGCUCUACAAAGACAACUGAAGUUAGUUCAUUUAGUUCCAACUCUUCCACUAAGUGAAAUAAGUCAGUAUUAGCAUGCAUUAAUGUUUAAAUACACACUGCUUUUGAAUACUUUAAAGCACAAG
This is a messenger RNA of Mercenaria mercenaria, 1760 nucleotides long. RefSeq names its product monocarboxylate transporter 13-like. The coding region runs from base 95 to 508 and encodes 137 amino acids. Gene Ontology annotation, molecular function: monocarboxylic acid transmembrane transporter activity. Gene Ontology annotation, biological process: monocarboxylic acid transport. The record is from RefSeq and is a predicted model, not a curated record. Lineage: Eukaryota; Metazoa; Mollusca; Bivalvia; Venerida; Veneridae. The transcript is spliced from 3 exons.